Cannabis sativa is the source of this 3708-nucleotide messenger RNA. RefSeq names its product putative disease resistance protein RGA3. The transcript is spliced from 2 exons. Gene Ontology annotation, molecular function: ADP binding. The record is from RefSeq and is a predicted model, not a curated record. NCBI's taxonomy places the organism in Eukaryota, Viridiplantae, Streptophyta, Magnoliopsida, Rosales, Cannabaceae. The coding region runs from base 214 to 3297 and encodes 1027 amino acids. Gene Ontology annotation, biological process: defense response to other organism.
UAGCAAAAGUAAAAAAAAUUACAUUAAAUAUGUGUUAAUUAGUGUAACAAUGGGAGAUGCUGUUAGAAUAUGUAAGAUAUUGAAUUGCACUAAUAAUUAACAAACACUUACUCGUGGUGGUAUUGAGCAUUUGGUAUUUCUCUAGUGGCCUUUUUUCAUCUUCUAGUUUUAUUAGCUUGCAUAUAUACAGAUAUAUUCUGCUCUGCUUUAUCAAUGGCUGCAGCAAACUUUAAUCUCACCGUUGUUGCUGGUCGGAUCCUGAAGUUGCUGGGUUCUGAAGAAGAGCAUAUAGCACAGAAUGAAAUGUUGAUGGGGCUAAAGGAGAUCAUUGAAGAGCAUGCUCUUGUGCUUCUUCAUGCAGAGAACAUGUGUUUGCAGGGCGACGAGGUCGUGCGUAGUUGGAUGAUGAAGCUUGAAGAUGCACUGUGUGAUGCAGAGAACUUGGUAGAUGAGUUGACUAGUACUGGAAAUGUAAUGGCGAUUAAUCAUUUAAUUCCUAAUUGUUUCAUCUCACCACAUACUCCCAAGAUGUCUAAUAAUAAGGAGGUCAACAGAGUUAGGAGGAGACUAGAACAACUUGCGUUUGAGGGAAGAGAUUUCCAUCUGGAUAAGCUUAGUGAGAAACAAGUUGGUACCAUGAAACCAGACAUUAAUCAUGCUGCAGUAGUCCAAGAAGAAUUUUUUCUUUCUAGAGCCGAUGACAAAGCAGCAAUCUUAAAGUUUGUGUCGAAUCCAAAUCAGUCCGAUCAGGUGAAUGUUGAAGUUCUUCCCAUAAUUGGCAAGGCAGGAAUUGGGAAAACCGCGCUUGCGAAAGAAGUGUUCAAUGAUGAGAUGGUGAGAGAUCAUUUCGAGUUAAGAAUUUGGGUAAGUGUUGGUGUUGUCUUUGAUCUCAUACAAAUUUUGACAACUAUACUUGCACACGCAACUAACCGAGCAAUAGAGGAUCUUGAAUUUGAAGUGCUUGCAUAUGCAUUGAAAGGAAAGCUGUACCUUAUUGUAUUAGAUGACGCGUGGCAUGUAGACACUGAGGAAUGGGAUGUGCUAAGAAAUAUUCUACGUGUUGGUGCACACGGAAGCAAAAUAAUUGUAACCACCCGAAAUGAGGAGGUUGCUAAAAUUACAGGCACCAUGGCAGCGUAUAGCUUAAACAUGCCUUCGGAGGAGCAGUCUUGGCUUUUAUUUAGAAAAAUGGCUUUUAAAGAAGAAGAAGAAGAGCCUUCGGAGAGGUCUUACCAGAAAGAAAUCGGAAGGGAGAUUGUAAAAAUGUGUAGAGGAGAUCCUGUUGUGAUAAUGAUGUUAGAAAGCCUGUUAAGAACAAGUAGUUCAGAAGAAGAGUGGCGAUCAUUCUAUCAAAAUGAACUUCAACCCAUAAGAAAUGAAGGACUUCUGGGACUGAUGGUGCUGUGUUACAAGCAUCUUCCUUCAACUUUAAAACAUUGUUUCGCUUACUGUAGCUUAUUUCCAGAAGAUCACGAGUAUGAUGUCCAAACAGUCAUAAAGUUGUGGAUGUCACAAGGCUUUAUUAUUGAGUCACUGACUGGUCAAGAUCAAUCUCCAGAGGAUGCUGGUUAUGAUUAUGUUUUGGAAUUACUCAGAAGAGGUUUCUUCCAAGUAUCUCAAAUAGACACAAGGGACAGGGUGAUCAAAUUUGAAAUACACUAUUUAGUGCGUCGUCUUCUGGAAAUGGUAGCAGAGGACCAUUGCAGAAUGUUGAAAUCAUGUAUUCUUCCUGGAAUCCAUGUCUUCAUGAAUCAAGAAAUUGAAGUACGUAAUAUGCGAUCGAUGGUUGUGCCAUUUCAGUCACUACAAUGGAUACGAGGUUAUCAACUUCUUGAUAUUACAGUGUCUAGAUUUAUAUUUAUACGGACACUAGAUAUGCAUGGUUUGGGGAUAAACAGAGUACCAUCUUCUAUUACAAACUUGAAGCUUCUCAAGUAUCUUGAUCUUUCCGAAAAUGAGGAUAUAACAGAACUGCCUCAUUCAAUCACCAAACUUUUAAACUUGCAAACUUUGAAACUCUCUUCAUGUUAUCGGCUUAAGAGGUUGCCAAGAAGAGGCUUUGAGAAUCUGAUCAAUCUCCGGCAUCUUGAGAUCGAUGGCUGCUACAAUUUGACCAGUCUUCCUCGAGGCAUUCAUCAACUGACCAAUCUUCAGAUAUUAUCUCAACUUGCAGUAAGUGAUCAGGGCACCUCUCCAAAUAUUGGAUUUAAUGCAUUUACCAAAGAGGUUGAUAUCAAAAAUUUGGGGCAUGAAAAGUUUGAUAUGAGCAGUUAUUUGAAUGUGGUAUCAGGGGUUCAAUCAUUGUCUUUGAAAUGGGAAAGUAAUGCACCUGAGUCCAAUGAGCACAAAACGCCACUACAGAGUGAGUUGUUGUUAGCUCUUAAAGAACUGACUCUGCUUGGUUUUAGGGGAAACAUCUUAUUCUCUGCUAACUGUCCAAGCAAUUUGGUCAAGCUUUCAUUGCGCAAAUGUGUUAACUGCAGUAGCCUACCAGCACUUGAAGGGUUGUGGAAUCUUAAGGUACUUGUAUUGGAUGAACUUAUCAAACUCGAAUAUAUUUCGAAGAAUGAGAAUGCUUCUUCAGUAGCCACACCCUUCUUUCCUUCCCUGAAAGAACUAUGGCUCACAGAACUACCUAAGCUACAGAGUUGGUGGAGAAAUGAAGGCAUGAAUGUUGAUGUGUUGCCGUCAUUCCCUUGUCUUUCAAAAUUAGUUAUUGAGGAUUGUCCCAAACUCACUUCCAUUCCUCUAUUCCCAACUCUUGAGGAAGGUUUGGCUCUAGACUCAACUUGCUGGAAGCCAUUUCAACUCACCUUAAACAAGAAAACUGCACCCCAAGAAGCAUCAUCCUCGUCGUCCUCGCCAUCAUCUCUACCACUCUCCAACUUAAAGGCUCUCCGGAUUGUAGGCAUUGAAAACUUCUAUGGUGAUGAAAUUGAGUGGAGAACUCUAAAAAGCUUAGAAUUCUUGAGAUUUGAUUCUCUUCCAAACUUGGUGAGUCUUCCUGAGGGGCUUCAACAUGUAGUCAGCUUGAAAGAAUUCCAACUCUGGCGCUGUGGUACUGAGGAAAUCCCUGAAUGGAUAGGCAAACUCCAUAAUUUAAGCAAACUCAUGAUUUGCUUAUGUCCUAAUUUGAAAUCGCUACCUGAAUCGAUUCGGGAGCUUAAACUUCUAGAGACACUAGAGAUUGAAGAGUGUAACACCUUAUUAAGGAGAUGCGAAAAGGAGAUUGGUGCAGAUUGGGAAAAGAUUUGUUUGAUCAAAAAUCUGCGUUUGGGUAGGAUUUAUGACAAAUGAUCCACCCACUCACUCACUCAGGAGGAAUUGCUUCACAUGCUUCUUUCCUUGAUUCUCCUAUUGGUUGUUUAGUUCUGUUGUAGAGUUUGUAAUGUCACUAUUGUGUUGUGUGGAUUUGUUUGGCUUGUGCUUUUUUUUUUUAAUUUAUUUCUGAUGACAUUAUAUUAUAUGGUAUUAUGAUAUCAUAGUUUGAUGUAUGAAUGAAUGUAUUAUGUAUGGAUUGGAUACUGCCUUGGGGUUUUUUCAGCAUAUAUAUGAUUAUCUGAUGAUGCUUUUUCCCCUUGGUAUGUAUGUAAGUCCACCCUUUUAUUACAACAUAUUAUUAAGGCCUCUUACUCUAUUACUAACACAAUGAGCUGUCUGAUUCUGAUUGGUUUGAUGUUAUAAAGUGUCAAUCAUUUGAGUAGCAAA